This is a messenger RNA of Lichtheimia ornata, 1851 nucleotides long. RefSeq lists its product as uncharacterized. Bases 1 to 1851 code for a protein of 616 amino acids. The transcript has 3 exons. The record is from RefSeq and is a predicted model, not a curated record. Lineage: Eukaryota; Fungi; Mucoromycota; Mucoromycetes; Mucorales; Lichtheimiaceae.
AUGAACCCGUUCAGUGCUUGUAUUAAACAACAACCGAUUCGUUUAUCAGCUGAAGACGAAGGGGAGGAACACGACGACCAUCACCAUCACCACCACUCAACACGCCAUCGGAAUUGUGGGCUGGGUUGGCCAUUCACGACAUGUCUUCUUGGAACAACAGGACGCAUCCGAUUGCCUGAUGAUGCAGCAGCAGACGAUCUCCUGGAUGAUUAUUUGGAUCCAAAUACGACCGUUGGUAUUGAACCACUACUUGCACAACAUGCCAUCCCCGACAACCAAGGUGAAGACGAUGAUGAUGAUGAUGAAGACGACGACAACAACAAUAAGCCAUUCAUGAAACAUGACAUGUUUAAUGAGCCACAUCGCUUCUUAUCUCGAAAUCCUUUUGCUACAACUUCAUCUUCCUCGGGUAUACUGGGAUCUACCGACUUUUAUGAUGAGGAUGCGCAAUUUCUUUCGGAUCGUCGGAUAUCGGAUGUGCUGGAGCAAAACCAAGAGGAUGAUGGCAAGGAGGAAAAAGAGGAUAACGGCAUGGAUAAGGAUGAGGAAUUUGGGCAGGAACUAGUGGAUGUGGUGCGUCCUCCUCAAAGUACCAAAGAACUUGACGAUUGGACACAAAUGGAUCAAAAAGAGGAUAAAGAGAUGGCUGAUACUACCAACACCACCACACAUGCAGCAGAAUCCAGUCUUCAAAAUACAACAACAUCGACAUUUGUGGCGACCAGUAUCCAACCAACGACUCGUACGACAUCUCUUACUGCCAAGGAAGAAUCUACUACAACUACUACUCCCAUCAGCAAUAACGACUUUCCUAUUCUUGGCCUACCACGUACGCAAGUGGUUGCUCCAACACCUAUCCCAGCAGCAACAGCACUAAACAAACCUGCAACAACAACAACAGCGGAGGAUGAAGCAUUAUUACUACCGCCACCAUCACCUCCCACUCCCGUUCCCGAGACUACCGUUACAACCGACGAUUUGCUUCCCUUGGAAACAGAGCAACAACAACAUCCCUUGGAUACGCAACAACAACAACAACCAGUUAUUCCAUUGACUGAAUCGACAGCUCAAAAGUCACCUGUUGUACUACCAGCAGAUGCUACGUAUUCUCAAGUGGAUGAUGGUAACAGCAACAAUAACAAGAGGACAUCAGUGGCUGCCACCAUGGCUCAAUCCAUUCUUGGUGAUCGAUUGGAAGAUUUUACAGAGAAGCUGGCCUUCAUUAAAAAGAAUAUUAUCAUGAGCCUUGAGGAUGAGGAGAACAUGGAUGAAGAGGAUCGUGUACUCAAACCAUCCUUUUCAGAAACGAAUCGACGAAGAACAUCAUUUGAUCCAUUGGUAAAACCAACACGAGAACGAAGUACACCACCGGUCAUGCAGCAACAACAACAACAGCGACAGCAUAAACGUAGUAGUUCCUUGAUGGAUGUUGCCUCUCCUGCUAUUGCCCGUUUUCUUAAUCAAAUGAGUGGUGAAGGCAAUGGUGAAGACCGUGGUGGAUCCUUUUCACCUUCUUCCUUUUUCGCAUCCCUCGCUGCACCCGAGAGCCAUGAAUCAUCAGAUAAUAAUACCGAAGCCAAACGCCAUGAUCCAUUGCUAGCAAGACAACGGCCUCCACGAGUUGCUUCGCCAUCCAUUUUACCUCUACAAGAAGAAGAUGAGGAAGGUCAAGAUGAUGAAGAAGAAUUGUUUGAUUUCAACAAAAUGUUCACACUGGGCAAGAGCGUGUUUAAUGAUGUCGCUAAUCGGGUCAAGAAUGCUAACAAGCAGCAACAACAGCAACAACAACAACAACAGGCUGAUGAACAAGGCAAUGACAAUUGGAUCAUUGAUCGUCAAGCAUGGAUAUAG